AUGAGUGCUUACUCGUCUUCAACCCAUAUCAACAAUGGCAAACAAUCGGGAGAUGAUCGUUCUUCAACGACGGGAGCUGAUGAAAACGCUUCAUCAAAGCACGCAGGUAUUACAUUAACUCUACUCUUUGCUGCGUUUGCAGCUGUGACGGGCACAUCGUUUCAUUUUGGUUAUGCUUCUGGUAUUAUGAAUGCUCCACAGGAUGUCAUCCAAGCAUUUAUAAACGAAAGCAGCCAUCAGCGAAGUCAAAACUCAUAUCUCAGCGAAUCCACAAUCACACUGAUUUUUUCGUUUGCUGUAUCCAUCUUUGCAGUUGGUGGUAUCAUCGGUGGCCUUUUUGGAUACUUUAUUACUGAUCGAUUUGGACGAAAAGGUGGAAUGCUGUUAAACAACAUUGUCUCUUCCAUUGCUUGUAUAUUGAUGUUUAUUUCGAAACCUCUAUGUACAUACGAACUUCUUAUCAUCGGCCGAUUUUUCAUUGGAGUUGCCUGUGGAUAUGGGUCAUCAGUUGCACCGACAUAUAUCAAUGAAAUUUCUCCAAAACAACUACGUGGAACUUUAGGAGUCAUUUUUCAGCUAGGAGUGGUACUUUUUAUAUUCGUUUCGCAAGCAGUCAGUCUAUAUCCAAUCUUAGGUUCCGAAAGUAAAUGGCACUAUGCUCUUGGAUUGCCCAUCGUGUUUAGCAUUGUACAAGUGGUGUCAUUGAUGUUUGUACCGGAAAGUCCCAAAUAUUUGUUGUUGAAGAAAGAUAAUAUCGAACAAGCAGAAAAAGCUCUUAAAUGGCUUCGACAACACUCCGAUCUUCAACAUGAACUAGACGAAAUACGAGAUGAAGAAACACACCAAGAAAAAUCAGUUCGUUGGAUCGAUCUGUUUCGAACGCCUAUCGUUCGCUGGGUACUAUUCAUCACUAUUUUCCUUCAAUUAUCUCAGCAACUAUCCGGUAUCAAUGCAGUUUUCUACUAUUCAACUGUCAUAUUACAAUCAGCUGGUUUUAACAAACAAGCAGCCGAAUAUGCCAACUUAGGUUUAGGUGGUGCGAAUAUAUUCGUAACCGUUCUAAGUAUUUUCCUCAUGGAUCGUCUUGGUCGACGUCUCCUACACUUAAUUGGUAUUGGCGGUAUGUUCAUCACAAGUAUUGUACUUUUCAUCUCUUUGAUGAUUCCGUCAACGGCUGUUUGGAACAAGAUUUCUUUAAUCGCGACAUUUCUCUUCGUGGCAUUCUUUGCAGUUGGUCCAGGUUCGAUACCCUGGUUGAUUACGUCGGAAUUAUUCAAUCAGGCUUAUCGAGUGCCUGCAUCAAGUAUCGCCGUGCUUGUGAAUUGGUCUGCUAAUUUCGCAGUUGGUCUGGGUUUUAAACCGCUUUUCACGGGUGUACUUGAUAAAUAUACAUUUCUUCUGUUCACUGGUUUUCUGCUCGUCUUCUUUCUUCUCACAUUUCUCUUCGUACCCGAAACAAAAGCAAAGACAGUUGAUGAAAUCUAUACAGAAGUAAACACUGGACAAGUCUGGCGUCGAUCUCAUUCGAAACAUUGCAAUGAUCGCGCUACUACCGAUGACGAUCAUGGCAUCGGACAUGACAAUAUAAUGGCAUUAACAUAG
Molecule: messenger RNA, 1602 nt
Organism: Adineta ricciae
Lineage: Eukaryota; Metazoa; Rotifera; Eurotatoria; Adinetida; Adinetidae
Source: the annotation of a GenBank genome assembly